UGUCUGAUGUGAUUUGUUUGCGAGCCUACGUAGAGGUUGGGCGAUAAGAAGAGAUACAGGGAGAGAUUCGGGUUACAGUAGAAGAAGUUCCGAGUUAACGGCACACAUUACAGUCAACGGAGGAACAAAAAGAGCUUCGAUGUAUAUGUCUAUGACCUAACACGCCUCGGCAAUUAGUUUAAUGUUAAGUUUUGGUGUUUGAUUUCUUCUACCUGCUUGAGUAUCCGCAUCAAGCCCCGUGCUCCGGGAGGAUAUAAUACUUUUUUUCUUUGAGAAGUAUCGUUAUAUAAACGAGUUCCAGAGGUUAAUUAAUGGUGAGAGUUUUAAGGAAAGGGGCUACUUCUUGGCAAGUAAGGCUUCUAGCGCCGUGGAUGAUAAGCAGUCGAAGUGAAUAUUACAAUUAAUUACGGAUUAAUAAGGAGAGGCCAUGUGAUUCGGGAUUAGCGUUUGAAGAUCACGGACCCAGCCUUCCAGCUUUCCGCACACGUUUUUGCAGUAAUUAUCGAGAGAGUGCUUUAUCGCCGUUUUUUCAUAAUAAUUCAUCUCCAAUAUAAAUAUAAUAUAGAUAAGAUAUAUCCGACAUUCCUCUACAACAAUCGGAGGCACUUGAAGUUGUUACGUGAUGAGUGCGCGGGCACAUAUUCGUAUUUACGGAAAUAACUGUUCCAUACUAUAGUUAUAAGUCAUGGGGCAUUAAGGUCGUGAUAUUGGUGAAAAACAAAACUUAAAAAAAAAACACCAAAAAAUAUAACUAUGGAUGGAGUUUUAAGAGUGAAAACAAUUUGUGUGACAUUGGUGCUAUGGAUUUCUGCCUGUGUUUUGGUCUUCGCCGAUGUUGGACUUAUACCAGGGCCAAUUGUCACCAAGGCCCAGUGUCGGGCCAAAUGUCUGCAAGAGUUACUGAGAUCUCCAUUUGAUGACAAAUCUUGCUUCAGGAGAAAAAGUUGUGAUGUGUGUUGGAAUAUGUGUGAAAAUAUCAUCAUUACACCCGAAAUAUUUUCAGAAAUCUGCAACAAUGAGGAUUACUGCCAAAGGGGUUGCCAGAUAGCAUGCAGCUUCAACAAAACAAAAGUACCAUCAUCCAUAAGUUGGAGCUUUGGCAUGGAACCAGCUGUGAUGAAUUUUAAAAAGACACAGAACACAGAAAUUGCAUGGGAGACUCCUACGUCUGAACAAGCAUCUGGAUUAAAGCAAGCUUUUGUGUAUAUUCUCAUGGCGAAGGAGCCCGUUGGUAAUCCCAGGAGUAGGACUUGGACAGAAGUCACACAGACAGCAUCUAAACAAGUAGUGUUGAAGAAAGAGGUGCUGCUCCACAGUUCAGAGUUUUGGUUGAUUGCUGUAACGGAGAAUGGGACAGCCACGGAAGCUCAUUUUGAAAAUAAAGAAACUAUAGUCAAAGGAGUAAAGUACCCAUCAUCGUCAUCUCUCACAGACUACACAACCCAUGGCUCCUCAAAAGGCACCACAAUUCAGGUCAAUUUCACCAUUGAGGAGGACCCAAGGGACACCACCCUGUCAGUGUUGUUAGAGUGGUCAGACCCUCCCCUCCCCCUGAGGGAGGUGGAUGCCUACAAAGUGACCUGGUUUAUGGAGAACUGCGAAGUGUGGGAGAGGUCACCCCCCUGUAGUAUUCCUGCCGACCAUUUUGCUCACACUGUAUUUUAUUCCAAAGACAAAAAGUCAUCAUAUAGGAUAAAUUCUCUUAUGUACAAUACUGAGUACAAUGUCAAGGUCGAACUUCAACAAGCCAAUCAGAGGACCAGCACUGAAUGGGUAGGAGAAGUUGAUUUCAAAACGGAUCUAUGUGAAGAAGUUGAUGAACAGACUUAUACCAAGUGUAAAAUAGGUCUUAACCCUGAUGAAACAGUCCCAGAAACCCCCAUAGUGGAAGAAAAAGAAGAAAGAGAUCCAUUUGUGUGGUACCUCACUCUAAAGAACAUGACUUAUGACAAGAUCACACAUAGAGUAACGGCUAACAUUUCAUGGACUGUGCCAUUUAACACGUCACACAUCAAAAACUACGCAGUGGCUUGGGAAGUCGUGAACAAUGAUUCCAACAAUAGAAAUUCAGCUGGCUAUGAAAACCACAUCACAACACAGAUGUACCACGUCAUUUCUUUGGCCCCAAAUAAAGAAUACCAAGUCUCGGUUGUUGCUGUUUUCAAUAACAAGAAAGGGGACAUUGAGAGUAGCUUUGGAAGCAGCAUGAGCGAGAAGCUGAUCCUCAACACAUCCUGGUACAAAUCUAUGCCGGAGACUCCCAGGACUGGGAUGAGUAGAGACACCUCCAUAGUGCAGUCGCAGAAGAAAGGGGUCAUGGAUCAGGUGAUAUAUGGGGUGGUGAUGUUCUGCAGCAUCUGCCUGCUGGGACUCAUCAUGCUGUUUGUCUACAAGAAACGCCAUAGCUUCAAGGACAUCAUUAUCACCAAGACAGCCGUCGCCAAGAGCAACAGCUACAAAUCCAACGUCGGAUGUAAGGUUGAUUACUCCAACCAAUUGUUGGUGAUCAGUGACGAGUGGGAGCUGGAUCCUCGCCUCCUCAAAUUCAGCAGUCCCAUUGGUCAGGGGGCUUUUGGGAAAGUGGUGACUGGUUACUAUGAGAACCAAAGAGUAGCCAUUAAACUCAUCAGAGAUAGUGCACCAUUAUCCUACAAGGAAGAUCUUUUGGCUGAAAUCAACCUGAUGAAAAAAAUUGGUUCCCAUCCCAACAUUGUAUCAAUGUCCGGAGCCUGCACCCUAUCCGAACCUAUUGCGCUUGUAAUGGAAUAUGUUCCAUAUGGAAAUCUGCAAAACUUUCUCAAAAAAUGUCGUUUGGAAGGAGAUUUCUUGAAGAGAAUUGGCCGCCCAAGCGAGGUUGUGUACUCGCUGAUGGAUGAAAAUGGUGGCAUCGACAGUGGUGUGAUAACCCCUGCUGACAUGCUGUCAUUCGCAAGACAAGUUGCCAUGGCAAUGGAGUAUCUGGCGGCCAAGAAAUAUGUUCACCGUGACUUAGCGGCCAGGAAUGUGCUGUUAGGGUACAACAAAGUGGUGAAAGUCUGUGACUUUGGCCUGUCUCGAGACAUCUACAACGACAACCAGUACCACAAAAUCACCAGCGGCAAGCUGCCACUGAAAUGGAUGGCCAUCGAGUCACUAAGGGACCGCAUCUUCACCACUCAGAGUGAUGUCUGGUCCUUCGGUAUUCUGAUGUGGGAGAUCAUCACCAUGGGUGGCUCUCCGUACCCAAACAUUGCUCUAGCCGAUCUUUACUAUGUUCUGGCCAAUGGAUACAGAAUGGAAAAACCCAGUAAUUGUUCAUCAGAGUUGUACACCAUUAUGCGCCAGUGUUGGAUUGAAGUUCCUACUGACCGCCCCAAUUUUACAGACUUAAGAGUUCAGAUAGAACAACUAUUGUCCAGAGACAGAAACUAUUUAGAUCUAGACAACAUAGAUGCUCCCUUGUCAACAUCAGAGAGUAGUAGUUCCCCAAAAUCAGAUGACUCGGACACUAUGUCCCUGAUUAACUCCAAACCGUUAGUACAUAGAGUGAUUCCUGGGCAGUCGUCAUGGAAACAGGAAACCAGUUCACCGGGAACCAGUCGAUCUGUGCCUCAAAAAACAGUUACCAUAGCUACAGACCCUGUGACUGUAGUGUGUAUUGAGAAUUCAGAUCAGUGGAGCUCAUCAUAAUCUUCGAAUAACAUUGUUUUCAUUAUUUCCUAAUGAUGAAGAAUACAUGUACAUUAAAACAAUAUAGCCAGUCUGGGCAUCAAAUUGCACAAUAGGGAAUACAUGUGAAAUACUGACAAGUCCUAAACAUGUGAAAUCUUUUGACUGUUGCAGAUUUGCAUAAAGUGACCCAUGCUCAAUAUUGUGCAGUGAAUGUAGAGGACUGUGAUAGCACAGACAAUGAAUGUGCUGUGCAAGCACUAUAUUCUGUGCACAGGCUUCAAGCCAGUGUCAUUUGUGCAGUGAGAUUAAAUACUGAUGAGGUUUGCUGUGAUUCAUGAUUUCAAUGAACAAUUUGUUGUUUAAUUUUGUUGAUUGACAAUGUAGAUCUGUAAAUGUUUAUAUAUUUAUAUUUUACAGUAGAAAUAUUUAUUAUGAAGCUGUGGGGAGUGUUCCUCACUUGAUGUUUGAGAUUUUACAUGACAUAGGGCCAGUAUAUGUAAUAAAAUGCAUUGUCUUCA
Molecule: messenger RNA, 4169 nt
Organism: Magallana angulata
Lineage: Eukaryota; Metazoa; Mollusca; Bivalvia; Ostreida; Ostreidae
Exons: 17
Coding region: 754-3669 (971 amino acids)
Biological process (GO): protein phosphorylation; multicellular organism development; cell surface receptor protein tyrosine kinase signaling pathway
Cellular component (GO): signaling receptor complex
Molecular function (GO): ATP binding; protein binding; transmembrane receptor protein tyrosine kinase activity
Source: RefSeq, a predicted model, not a curated record